Molecule: messenger RNA, 1760 nt
Organism: Gavia stellata (red-throated loon)
Lineage: Eukaryota; Metazoa; Chordata; Aves; Gaviiformes; Gaviidae
Gene: GDE1
Product: glycerophosphodiester phosphodiesterase 1
Exons: 6
Coding region: 1-990 (329 amino acids)
Biological process (GO): lipid metabolic process
Molecular function (GO): phosphoric diester hydrolase activity
Source: RefSeq, a predicted model, not a curated record
AUGUUGUGCCACGGGGACGGUCUGCUGAGCUUCCUCACGGCGCUGCUGGGCGCAGUGCUGGCGCUGAGCCGCAGCCCGGCGCUGGCCUGCCUGCUGACGGCCGGCCUCUACCUGGCGCUGCACCUCUUCAGCCUGGAGCCCGCAGCGCCUCAGAGCGCCCAGCGCGUCCUGCGGCCCCGCGGCGCCGCCGCCCGCAUCGCCCACCGCGGCGGCGCGCACGACGCGCCCGAGAACACGCUGGCGGCCAUUCGACAGGCAGCUGAGAAUGGAGCAACAGGUGUUGAGCUGGAUCUUGAAUUUACUGCAGAUGGUGUUCCCAUUCUAAUGCAUGAUGAAACAGUAGAAAGGACAACUGAUGGGUCUGGAAGAUUGUGUGACUUGACUUUUGAUGAAAUUAGGAGGCUUAAUCCAUCUGCAAAACAUAGGCUAUGGAGCAAAUUCCAAGGUGAAAAGGUACCAACUCUGAGAGAAGCUGUUGUGGAGUCUAUGCAUCACGAUCUUAUAAUCUACUUCGAUGUCAAAGGCCAUGCAAAUCAGGCAGUUGACGCACUAAAACAACUCUACCUGGAAUUUCCGCGUUUGUAUAACAAGAGCAUAGUCUGUUCUUUCAUGCCAGAUGUUGUUUAUAAGAUGAGACAAGCUGACAGAAAUGUUGUAACAGCACUAACACACAGGCCUUGGCAUCUGAGCCAUUUUGGAGAUGGGACACCCCGUUUCAAUUCCUCCUGGAAACAUUAUUUUUAUAUGAUGAUGGAUGUCAUUCUAGAUUGGAGCGUACACAGCUUCUUGUGGCGAUUGUGUGGGGUUUCAGCUUUCCUCAUACAGAAGAAUUUUGUUUCUCAAGAGUAUGUGAGGCACUGGUCUUCAAGAGGAAUUCAGGUGGUUGCCUGGACAGUGAACACAUUUGCAGAAAAAAGCUACUACGAAAGUGUCCUUGAGUCCAGCUACAUCACCGACAGCUUGGUGGAAGACUGUGAUCCUCACUACUAGACCUGUGCUUUGCAGACACUCACCAACCUAAAUAAGCUGUCUUACUCGGGCAACUCCGAGUUCACCAUCGAGAGGUUAUCCACUGGCGCAGACAGGACCACUAAUGAUAGUUCUGGAAAGAGGAAGAGUAGUAAUUUACUUCUGCUGUAUGGUCAGAUCUCUAAUGCAGAAAAACCCUCUGCCGCAACACUGGGCAGAGCUGAGGCACAGCUGUUCGCAGUCUGAGGAGAUCGCGCUGUAAUGUAGAAGGAUCAGAUUUGACAAGCUAACUGGGCAAUACGGUGUAUGUGCAGGUUGCUUUAUACUUCUCAGACUAUACCUUUGCUUUGUUUAAAUCUUGGUUAUAAAGUCAUAGCAGAAAUUUUUGGUGGCAAAAUUUAAAAUCAUACUUUGAUUUUUAGUACUUUAAACAGUCUGUUCUAUGACUGUAUAAUAAUUUGAGGUUGAUUUAUGGCAUCUUAAAGACACCUACAUAAUUGUUCUCAAAAUGGAACCUGAAAAUAAUGGUGCUAAAAUAAAGGGUGAGUAUAUUUCUCUCCUACUGCAUGGAAAGCUGGCUGUGCUGCAUCUUGACAAGGAAAAGAAAGCCGACUUUCCAUGUUCAGUGUGAAGACUAUGAGAAUUAAUGAAUAAAACUUGAGUAUCUUCUUAUCUUCCAGACUUUUUAAAAGAACCAAGGGAGGAUAGAAGAUUAUGUCUUCUAAUGAUACAGCACAUGAAUGUAUUUAUUUUUAGAAGCAAGCUAUAUAUCAAAUGGUGGUAGUGGUAGA